UUUAGGUUUCAGUUUUGUCACCUCGGGUCAGUCAACUAUAUUUAAUACGAAGACUUUGCUAAAUUUAGUCUAUACAUUCCAGUCCCAAAAAACAAUGAACUCAGUUAAAUUCAGAUUGAUUCAUGUUUAUGUCUAGUGGGUCAAGAGCUAAGAGGAAUAAGAAUAAGAAUUGGGUCAUGGCCGGAGAUUUUUGCCGCAGGUCGCAGGAUUUCAUGGCUAUGUUAAGGAACUUGUCACGUGAAGAGAUUCUUGAUGUUUUGUCUGAAGGUUUAUGUCCCCACUGCGAAGAUGUUAUUGAGGCUCGUGUUUACAAUCUUCAUCAGAGAAGGUUAGAUGAAAUGUCUUUAUCAGAUGUUAAUGUCACAAAAAGUUCUGCAGAAUUCUUGCAUGGAGAAUCAUCAGAUGAUGUAAUUUCACCAAAGAGAAGGCUGAAUUCUUAUGCUCAUACACUCAACUCUUUGCGUUCUCCACAAGUUGCCGAAUCAACUUACUCAGGAAGGCCAAAGGUACUUGUUACACCUUCAUCGAUAAACAACAAACGAUCAGUGUUCAAUCAUUCAAAUUAUGAGAUUCCACUAAGUGAUGGACUUAGUAGGUCAGUCGUAGGCAAUGGUUUAUCGGAGGCUCAGAAAGAGUUAAGUAGAUUUGGCCAAGUUGGUAGACGAAAGGAUUUUAUUUAUUAUGAGAAGGUCAAUGGAAAGGAGACAAAUAUACUUAAAGGGCUUGAGCUUCACACUCGGGUUUUCAAUCCUGAUGAGCAGAGAGAGAUAGUCGAAUUUAUUUAUGCACUUCAGAGAAUGGGACAAAAACGGCAGCUUAGAGCACGAACAUAUUCUGAACCAAGAAAGUGGAUGAAAGGAAAGGGCCGUGUCACAAUGCAGUUUGGUUGUUGUUAUAAUUAUGCUGUGGACAAAGAUGGUAAUCCACCAGGCAUUAUUAGAGAUGAAGAAGUGGAUCCAUUGCCUCCUUUAUUCAAGAAAAUGAUUAGGAGGAUGGUUAGAUGGCAUGUUUUGCCUCCGACAUGUGUUCCCAAUAGUUGCAUUGUGAAUAUUUAUGACGAGGGUGAUUGCAUUCCUCCUCAUGUUGACCAUCACGACUUUGUUCGACCUUUCUGCACAGUGUCCUUUUUGGCAGAAUGUAAUAUACUCUUUGGCACAAGCUUAAAGAUUAUUAAUCCUGGAGAGUUCUCUGGUCCUUUCUCCUUACCUCUUCCUCUCGGGUCGGUGCUCAUUCUCAAUGGUAAUGGAGCUGAUGUUGCUAAACAUUGUGUGCCUAGCGUUCCAGCUAAAAGAAUAUCCAUCACUUUCCGUAAGAUGGAUGACAGAAAAUUGCCGUUUGCAUAUACUCCUGACCCUGAGCUUUCAGCAAUUGAGCCUUUUGUUCCUCCAUCAUUGGACAAGUCAAGAAUUCGACACCACAAAGAUGGUAUAAAUGACAACCAUGAUAAGUCAGAAUAUCAUGCAGAAAGUGGUAAUAAGGGCUUCUCCAAUGAAGAUGAGUUCCCUCCUCUGGGAAAAGGGAAUUCUUCCAACCGUAGAAGUCAGAGAUAAUUUUUUGCAGCAAUUAGGAUGAGCACUACAUAGUACAUCAUUGUAACUUAUAAGCGUAACAUUUGUUGUAUGGUGAACGUCUUACUUUAGUCAUAAAAGUUUAUCUGUUGAAUCCUAAAUUUGAAGUUUGUAUUUUAUAAUAAUUAAGUUGUUUCUCAUAAUA
Molecule: messenger RNA, 1713 nt
Organism: Nicotiana tabacum (common tobacco)
Lineage: Eukaryota; Viridiplantae; Streptophyta; Magnoliopsida; Solanales; Solanaceae
Product: RNA demethylase ALKBH9B
Biological process (GO): mRNA catabolic process
Molecular function (GO): mRNA binding; demethylase activity
Source: RefSeq, a predicted model, not a curated record